Messenger RNA from Podarcis muralis (Common wall lizard), 6913 nucleotides. The record is from RefSeq and is a predicted model, not a curated record. NCBI's taxonomy places the organism in Eukaryota, Metazoa, Chordata, Lepidosauria, Squamata, Lacertidae.
AAGCCAGAAGAAGGCCUGGCCUGGUGAAGUCUCUCCCCUCACAGGUCUUCCUCCAGGCAUUGCUCCCUUAUGAGGAGUCCCAGGGCUGGAGGGUGGGGCAAGGCAGGUGGAAGAAGGCCUUGCCUGAUGAAGAAAGCCUUGCCAACACUGCCUCAGGAUAUUGUCAGGGAUGAAACAAAGGGCAGCCUUGUUUGCCCAUUUAGAAAGGAAGAGGAAGGAUGGCAGGAAGGGGCCUUGGGCUGCAACAGAAGACUAUCCGCUGUCAUUUGUAUAAUAUUAAUAAACCCGACACCGAGGAGAACAGACGGAAGAAUCUAGUUCUUUUUACUUCAGUUGGUCUUGCUCCCAGCAUCCAGAUCUUCAACAGUACCUACUCCAAAGUCUUCUACUUCAAAAUGACUCUGGGAGAAGGUGUGGAUUCGUGGAGUAUUGAAAUCAACCGAGAAGAGUUAACAUAUAAUACAGAUAUUAAUCCAAUUGAGGAAUGGUUUGUAAAAUUUAAUAUGCAUCAUGGUUUAAAUAUGUUCACUACUACGGGAACCUUGUUGGAUGUCAUACGAGAUCCUCUUCUUCAGUGGUAUUGGACCCUUGGUGAAUCCCUGGAUAUUAAUGAUACAUUGUCUGAAGUAGCCAAUAUCCAAAUAGCAAAAACUCCUUGUGCAAGUGAUGUAGCAUUACUUGGUCUGAUCUAUAAAACUAAAAAUAUAGGACUAAUUUUAGGAUUGACUGACAAUGGAUUUACGGGUGAGGAUACGGUAUGGUUUAACUUGUCUGCUACCAUUUGUGCCAUCUUGGAAAACGAUUGUUACGGACUUGCGCUUGUGGAUCUCACCGUAACAAAUACUCGUCUUGUACUCCUCACCUCACUAGGAUUAUUUAUCAGUGAUGAUCUGCGCAUUGUAACUGGAAAGCUGUUGCAGUUCAACAAACCAACCUUAUGUGGCUUUGAAAUGGAUGAUUAUCUUAAAGCUGAAAUAUGGUACAGCCGCCAGUGUCUAGCUAAUAAAGAAUUAUAUGAAACGGACUAUGUUGGUCUGUCAUUCAACAAAGAUAAGUCAUUGAGCCAGGAAUCCACUUGUUUCUAUAGCAAUGAUACAUUUCAAAAAUGGCAUAGCUGCUUGCCUCACAAAAUGAAAGGUGAAAGGCACUUAUCCAGACGGGUGGUUUCUUUUCUUGUUGAUUAUGAACAGAACACUGGCAUCGCUUUGUUAUCUCAACAGAAUCGGGCAUUGAUAUCAGUGCAUAAGUUAACAGACGGCAGCAUGAAUAAAAAAAGAAAAUUCCCAGCCUUCUGGUUUCCAGAUCCGCGAUUUAUACCAAAUGGAUUGUAUUUUCACACAAACAGCCAUUUUCUGUAUGCAUAUGGCAAUCAGGUGUGGAUUUCUUAUGAUGGAGGCAUCAAUUUUGCACCAUUAUUUACUUUAAAUGCUGAGAUGGUUAUAGAUGUAGAUUCAUGUGUUUACACCCAAGCGAUUAUAUUUGUGACUGACGCGGCAAACCUUUUGUACACUAAGGCAGGUUUACUGAGAUAUGCCAAGGUUUUCGCCCCGGCAAAGGGUAUCUUCAACAUGUACUUUGACCACCUGGGAAUAUUAAAUCAUAUUUCUCUGAAUCAUACAAUUGACUCAUUUGUAAAAGAGACGAGUGUGGAUGUGGACACUUUAUUGAAGGAUAUUGACUUAGGUUUUGAAUUUCCUUUGGCUGUACAGUAUAUCACUGAAGAGCAGAUGUUACUUUUAAACCACGAGCCACUGAUAGCAACAAAACGUGAGAGAUUCAGUAAUCUGCAAAGAGGCAAAAGAUUAGAUUAUGGGCCAGGAGGAUCGUGUAUAAUCAGAGAGGUUUUUAGGACGCCAGCUCCUCCGGGCUUUAUAUCAUCUGUACUGGUAGAUGUUCUUGAUCGGUUUCCUGUUGAAUCUAAACUUGAUAGCCCUUGUACAGCAAAUACUUUAAGAGUUUUGCCCCCUACAGGGACCAGUAUAUCAUACAGGCUUCAGCUGACUUCUCCAGGUGUGAAUAUAUUUAAACCAACCGAUCUUGAGAAAACAGUGGUGAUUCCAGGCAGUAGCAGUUUCUUCAUUGUUCAAGUUGUGAAUGACCAAAAUGCUUUAGGAGAUGCUACCAUGCCUAAUAGGUUGCUUUUAAAUACAGACAUUCCACCUGGGAGGUGGUUCUUGUAUGACUUUGGCACUGUAAAUAAAAGAAAAUGGAAAAUUGUUGUUGACAUAUGUAGAUAUACAAUACAACAGUUUGAUGACCUACCACGCCAUGCCAUUAAAUACUUGGAUAUUGGGUCAAAGCUGGAAUUGAAAUUCAGAGUGACUCCAAUUAAUGUAGCGUAUAAUGUGUUUCAUAAUAGGCUAAUUCACAUUGUAAUUGGAAGGCCUUCUCUACUGGAUGUGAGAACAAAAACUUAUUAUGACGACAACAAUAGCAAUUUAAUCGAUAUCACUGUUCAUAGUAGAUUUUUUGAAAAGGGUAAAACCACCAUAGCUGUGAUCGCAUUGGGAUCUCUCCGAUGUGAAGUGGUAACUCUUGUCUUAACGCUGAAGAAUUCCUGCUCCUAUCUUAAAUCAAUGCACUAUGUUCUAUCUGCUAAAACCUCUCCUUCGGACUGGCUAGUUGAGGAUGUCAGCGCUGAACCAAAUGGCUCAGCGAUUGCCAGACUUUUAAAGCAGCUACCGGUGAACUACAGGCCACCAUCUGUUUUGGGAAUUGCUGUUCCACUCACAGAAAACUUCUAUAAUGCUGACCCCAGCAAACCUAAACUGAGGGAUUAUUUUACAAAUUCAAAAAAUUCUGGACGGUACAAGCAAUGUGCUGGCAAGUCAAAGCGCUCCGAAUGUGGAUGUACAGAAAAUAUGAAGCUGUCCUUUUCUGUUGCCUUUUCUGAUUGCAAGGAGAAGGCCCUGCGAAUGAAAUUCCCAGUAUCAAGGCUUCCUCUCUAUUUCACCAUUGAGGAUGAGGGUCGUUCUGUAAAUCUGACAUCUCCUUAUUUUAUCACAAUCAUAGAAGUCAACAACAGAACCAACUGGAAAGUUUCAGGUACCAAUCAAACAUCAAGUAUGUUAAAAAUGAAAACAUAUUUGGAGCACAGACUCAAAACUGAACUGUAUAAUCCAGAUGGCCUAUCUAUAACGAUAACUAUGGCGCUGUUGCAGCUUUAUCUUGUGCUUGCAGCUGUUCUACAACUUUCAUCAGGACUUAGCUACAAUUUAAAUGUGGUGGCCAAUUCGAGUUUUUCUUGCUACACAGGAGAUGAGCGGAAUAUGUCAUCUAAGGCAAUUAAACUGUUUCUUUCAGAUAAAAGCUUGAUUGUCCGCUGUUAUCUGUAUAAUAUCAAUAAGCCCGACACCGAGGAGAACAGACGGAAGAAUCUAGUUCUUUUUACUUCAGCUGGUCUUGCUCCCAGCAUCCAGAUCUUCAACAGUACCUACUCCAAAGUCUUCUACUUCAAAAUGACUCUGGGAGAAGGUGUGGAUUCGUGGAGUAUUGAAAUCAACCGAGAAGAGUUAACAUAUAAUACAGAUAUUAAUCCAAUUGAGGAAUGGUUUGUAAAAUUUAAUAUGCAUCAUGGUUUAAAUAUGUUCACUACUACGGGAACCUUGUUGGAUGUCAUACGAGAUCCUCUUCUUCAGUGGUAUUGGACCCUUGGUGAAUCCCUGAAUAUUAAUGAUACAUUGUCUGAAGUAGCCAAUAUCCAAAUAGCAAAAACUCCUUGUGCAAGUGAUGUAGCAUUACUUGGUCUGAUCUAUAAAACUAAAAAUAUAGGACUAAUUUUAGGAUUGACUGACAAUGGAUUUACGGGUGAGGAUACGGUAUGGUUUAACUUGUCUGCUACCAUUUGUGCCAUCUUGGAAAACGAUUGUUACGGACUUGCGCUUGUGGAUCUCACCGUAACAAAUACUCGUCUUGUACUCCUCACCUCACUAGGAUUAUUUAUCAGUGAUGAUCUGCGCAUUGUAACUGGAAAGCUGUUGCAGUUCAACAAACCAACCUUAUGUGGCUUUGAAAUGGAUGAUUAUCUUAAAGCUGAAAUAUGGUACAGCCGCCAGUGUCUAGCUAAUAAAGAAUUAUAUGAAACGGACUAUGUUGGUCUGUCAUUCAACAAAGAUAAGUCAUUGAGCCAGGAAUCCACUUGUUUCUAUAGCAAUGAUACAUUUCAAAAAUGGCAUAGCUGCUUGCCUCACAAAAUGAAAGGUGAAAGGCACUUAUCCAGACGGGUGGUUUCUUUUCUUGUUGAUUAUGAACAGAACACUGGCAUCGCUUUGUUAUCUCAACAGAAUCGGGCAUUGAUAUCAGUGCAUAAGUUAACAGACGGCAGCAUGAAUAAAAAAAGAAAAUUCCCAGCCUUCUGGUUUCCAGAUCCGCGAUUUAUACCAAAAGGAUUGUAUUUUCACACAAACAGCCAUUUUCUGUAUGCAUAUGGCAAUCAGGUGUGGAUUUCUUAUGAUGGAGGCACCAAUUUUGCACCAUUAUUUGCUUUAAAUGCUGAGAUGGUUAUAGAUGUAGAUUCAUGUGUUUACACCCAAGCGAUUAUAUUUGUGACUGACGCGGCAAACCUUUUGUACACUAAGGCAGGUGUACUGAGAUAUGCCAAGGUUUUCCCCCCGGCAAAGGGUAUUUUCAACAUGUACUUUGACCACCUGGGAAUAUUAAAUUAUAUUUCUCUGAAUGAUACAAUUGACUCAUUUGUAAAAGAGACGAGUGUGGAUGUGGACACUUUAUUGAAGGAUAUUGACUUAGGUUUUGAAUGUCCUUUGGCUGUACAGUAUAUCACUGAAGAGCAGAUGUUACUUUUAAACCAUGAGCCACUGAUAGCAACAAAACGUGAGAGAUUCAGUAAUCUGCAAAGAGGCAAAAGAUUAGAUUAUGAGCCAGGAGGAUCGUGUAUAAUCAGAGAGGUUUUUAGGACACCAGCUCCUCCGGGCUUUAUAUCAUCUGUACUGGUAGAUGUUCUUGAUCGGUUUCCUGUUGAAUCUAAACUUGAUAGCCCUUGUACAGCAAAUACUUUAAGAGUUUUGCCCCCUACAGGGAGCAGUAUAUCAUACAGGCUUCAGCUGACUUCUCCAGGUGUGAAUAUAUUUAAACCAACCGAUCUUGAGAAAUCAGUGGUGAUUCCAGGCAGCAGCAGUUUCUUCAUUGUUCAAGUUGUGGAUGACCAAAAUGCUUUAGGAGAUGCUACCAUGCCUAAUAGGGUGCUUUUAAAUACAGACAUUCCACCUGGGAGGUGGUUCUUGUAUGACUUUGGCACUGUAAAUAAAAGAAAAUGGAAAAUUGUUGUUGACAUAUGUAGAUAUAUAAUACAACAGUUUGAUGACCUACCACGCCAUGCCAUUAAAUACUUGGAUAUUGGGUCAAAGCUGGAAUUGAAAUUCAGAGUGACUCCAGUUAAUGUAGCGUAUAAUGUGUUUCAUAAUAGGCUAAUUCACAUUGUAAUUGGAAGGCCUUCUCUACUGGAUGUGAGAACAAAAACUUAUUAUGACGACAACAAUAGCAAUUUAAUCGAUGUCACUGUUCACAGUAGAUUUUUUGAAAAGGGUAAAAGCACCAUAGCUGUGAUCGCAUUGGGAUCUCUCCGAUGUGAAGUGACAACUCUUGUCUUAACGCUGAAGAAUUCCUGCUCCUAUCUUAAAUCAAUGCACUAUGUUCUAUCUGCUAAAACCUCUCCUUCGGACUGGCUAGUUGAGGAUGUCAGCGCUGAACCAAAUGGCUCAGCGAUUGCCAGACUUUUAAAGCAGCUACCGGUGAACUACAGGCCACCAUCUGUUUUGGGAAUUGCUGUUCCACUCACAGAAAACUUCUAUAAUGCUGACCCCAGCAAACCUAAACUGAGGGAUUAUUUUACAAAUUCAAAAAAUUCUGGACGGUACAAGCAAUGUGCUGGCAAGUCAAAGCGCUCCGAAUGUGGAUGUACAGAAAAUAUGAAGCUGUCCUUUUCUGUUGCCUUUUCUGAUUGCAAGGAGAAGGCCCUGCGAAUGAAAUUCCCAGUAUCAAGGCUUCCUCUCUAUUUCACCAUUGAGGAUGAGGGUCGUUAUGUAAAUCUGACAUCUCCUUAUUUUAUCACAAUCAUAGAAGUCAACAACAGAACCAACUGGAAAGUUUCAGGUACCAAUCAAACAUCAAGUAUGUUAAAAAUGAAAAAAUAUUUGGAGCACAGACUCAAAACUGAACUAUAUAAUCCAGAUGGCCUAUCUAUAACGAUAACUGGAUCUGAGCUUUUCCAUUUCAGGGUAUCAACUAUUCCUGGAGUCUCCUUUUGUAACUUAUUUGACGAAUUUCAGAUUUAUAUUGACGAUUCUCCACUGGCAUUCCCAGGAAACUCUCUUAUCACUUCAAUGACGACUAUUUUAAUGGGAGGCAUUAUUUUUGUGGCAUAUAUUCUGUAUGUAUUUGAAAUUGAGAUAUGGAACUUCUUAAAAAGGAAACUAAGAAGAAAUAAAGUGGCAUCAAAACCCCCACCCAAGAGAGAUUCAGUAAAUUCUGGUGAUUCUGCAGGAAGUUGACUGGCAAUAGUAAUAACGUUAUAAUAAUGUGUUGGUUUUUAAGACCCCCUAUUGCUUUUAUCAGUAACUAUGUACCACAAAUGUUAAUGGUAUUUUUUUGGAAUGAACAUAUGUACAACUAUUUCAUCUUUAGCUGUAGUCUUUCUGUUUAGGAAAAAUAUUUUUGAAAAGAUGUGAUGAAUUUUCACUUGUUGUUCCUUAGGAUGAAACGCAUUUAGUAGCUGCUUGUCAUGAAUUUUACUGAAGUUUAUUGGGCAAGAUUCCCCCCCCCCCCGAAAAUGUCACUGAAGCAGCAUACAAUAAAAUAGUUCUCAUAUUUAAAAUACACUGCAUUGCUAAAUGUGUCUACUUACGCCUCUGUUUAUUUUAAUGUACAGGUUAUUUCUGGAACUCUCUAGCUUUCUCCA